AUGUCGCUAGAUCCACAGGCCCUCCAGAAACUCCUCAUAGAGAUGGACAACCAGCUCAACCAGUCACGUGCCGAGUUGUCCAUGUGCACCGUGCAGUUGGAUCGUGUCGACACCAACUUGCGAAUCGUGGACACCACCUGCUCUCGCUUGGCCAAACUCACGUCGCCCGGGGACUCGGUGUGGAGAGGCGUGGGGCGUGCGUUUGUCGAAAACGACGUGUCGGACUAUGUGGGCCGGAUCCAGAAGGACAAGGCGGAUUUCUUGGAGACGCAGAAGCUGUUGAAUACCAAGAAGCACUACUUGGAGACCACCUUGGAAAACACCGUGAAGCACAUGACGGACAUUGUGGGGAAGAAGUGA
Messenger RNA from Metschnikowia bicuspidata var. bicuspidata NRRL YB-4993, 360 nucleotides. Its product is annotated as prefolding complex chaperone subunit. Gene Ontology annotation, cellular component: prefoldin complex. NCBI's taxonomy places the organism in Eukaryota, Fungi, Ascomycota, Pichiomycetes, Serinales, Metschnikowiaceae. The record is from RefSeq and is a predicted model, not a curated record. The transcript has a single exon. Bases 1 to 360 code for a protein of 119 amino acids. Gene Ontology annotation, biological process: protein folding.